Messenger RNA from Xenopus laevis (African clawed frog), 11150 nucleotides. RefSeq names its product neurobeachin (gene nbea.L). The record is from RefSeq and is a predicted model, not a curated record. NCBI's taxonomy places the organism in Eukaryota, Metazoa, Chordata, Amphibia, Anura, Pipidae. Bases 703 to 9387 code for a protein of 2894 amino acids. The transcript has 57 exons.
UGGCGGCCCUGUCAGACGAGGGUCAGUGAAUUGCCGCUAAUUACAUUAUGAAAGAACCACAUAUUCCAUGUAUUCACUUCCCACCGCCACAAAGGGAACUUUAUAGAGGAGAGCGAGGGCUACAUAUAUUACAUAUCCCCGUCAGAGACUGGCUGCUGAGCGAAUGUUGGCACAGCCCGACUAUCCGCACUGACGCGACCCCAGAGCCCUGAUGCACCUGCUCACCUGUCUAUCCCGCGGUCGCUAGGCGUGCUUGGCCCCGCCCAUCGGGAAGCCCCGGCGCAGGCGCAUUGAGAGGUACCGCAGGCAGGGGGCGUCAACAUGGCGGAGGAGUGAGCGGCGUCUGGUCUUAUCACAACAACGCCAGCUGCAGCCACCGCAGGAUUGGGUGCACCGUUAUCUACCCAUAAGCUCAGUGCUCGGCGGCAUCCAGACUCCAGUGGUCCCUCUGUUCCUUCUUCCGCUUCUCCCGCCCCUGGUGCUGCGUUGUAUGAGUGAGGGACAGGCAGGCAGGUGGGUGAUGGAGGGGGGCUCGGUGCUGACACUAUCCAUCCCCCAGGGACCGGGGAGCAGCCAGUGAAGUGGCCGCGCUGCCUCCUCAUUGGAAGAGAUCAACGCUCCGGCUGUCGGGGGGUGACUCAUCCCGUUACUCGGAGGAAUUGAGCGCGAGGAGCCCCGGAGAAGCGCGUUACUGGGGGAAGGAUGUCUGCCGAGAAAGCCCUAGUGGGGGUCGGCUGUACGGACAGGGAUGCUGCCGGGAUAUCAUGUGCCGGUGCCUCCGGAUCCAUGGUCCUGCCCGGCGGGGUGAUCAACCCGUCUGUCCCCAUCCGCAACAUGAGGAUGAAAUUCGCUGUUCUCAUUGGACUCAUCCAGGUCGGGGAGGUCAGCAACAGAGACAUCGUGGAGACGGUAUUAAACCUGUUGGUUGGAGGAGAAUUUGACCUGGAGAUGAAUUUUAUCAUUCAAGAUGCAGAAAGCAUAACGUGUAUGUCGGAACUGUUAGAGCACUGUGACGUGACAUGCCAGGCCGAGAUCUGGAGCAUGUUCACUGCUAUUCUACGGAAGAGUGUCCGGAACCUGCAAACCAGCACCGAAGUUGGCCUCAUUGAGCAAGUUCUUCUGAAGAUGCCCUCUGUGGAUGACAUGAUUGCAGAUCUUCUAGUUGAUAUGUUGGGAGUACUCGCCAGCUACAGUAUCACAGUGAAGGAGCUCAAGCUUCUGUUCAGCAUGCUGCGGGGAGAAAAUGGAAUCUGGCCAAGACAUGCGGUGAAACUGUUAUCCGUGCUCAAUCAGAUGCCACAGAGACACGGGCCUGACACAUUUUUCAACUUUCCUGGAAGGAGUGCCGCAGCUAUCGCACUGCCUCCAAUUGCCAAGUGGCCUUACCAGAAUGGUUUUACUCUGAACACAUGGUUUCGCAUGGAUCCUUUAAAUAAUAUCAAUGUUGAUAAGGAUAAACCAUACCUCUACUGCUUUCGCACAAGCAAAGGAGUCGGAUAUUCUGCACAUUUUGUUGGCAACUGCUUGAUAGUGACAUCUUUAAAAUCAAAAGGCAAAGGUUUUCAGCACUGUGUGAAGUAUGAUUUUCAGCCCCGCAAGUGGUAUAUGAUCAGCAUUGUGCAUAUCUACAACCGCUGGCGAAAUAGUGAGAUUCGAUGUUAUGUGAAUGGGCAGCUGGUUUCUUAUGGAGACAUGGCAUGGCACGUCAAUACAAAUGAUAGUUAUGACAAAUGCUUCCUUGGUUCAUCGGAGACUGCAGAUGCCAAUCGAGUGUUUUGUGGGCAGCUUGGAGCCGUGUACGUGUUCAUCGAGGCUCUCAACCCUGCACAGAUCUUUGCCAUUCAUCAGCUUGGGCCAGGCUAUAAGAGUACUUUUAAAUUUAAGUCAGAGAGUGAUAUCCAUCUUGCUGAACACCACAAACAAGUUCUGUAUGAUGGGAAGCUAGCGAGCAGUAUAGCGUUUACGUACAACGCAAAGGCGACAGACGCCCAGCUUUGCCUCGAAUCAUCACCAAAGGAAAAUGCAUCCAUUUUUGUGCAUUCACCCCAUGCAUUAAUGCUCCAGGAUGUAAAAGCGAUCGUAACCCAUUCCAUACACAGCGCCAUUCACUCCAUUGGGGGAAUCCAGGUUCUCUUUCCACUCUUUGCACAACUGGACAAUCGACAACUGACUGACAGUCAAGUGGAAACCACCGUCUGUGCCACCCUCUUGGCUUUCCUCGUUGAGCUUUUGAAAAGUUCAGUAGCCAUGCAGGAACAAAUGCUUGGUGGAAAAGGUUUUUUAGUAAUUGGCUACCUCUUGGAGAAGUCUUCAAGAGUCCAUAUAACUAGAGCGGUUCUGGAGCAGUUCCUGUCAUUUGCAAAGUACUUGGACGGCCUUUCUCAUGGAGCACCCUUACUCAAGCAGCUCUGCGAUCAUAUCUUGUUCAACCCUGCUAUUUGGAUACACACGCCAGCAAAGGUUCAACUUUCCUUGUACACCUAUUUAUCAGCAGAGUUUAUUGGCACUGCCACAAUAUACACCACCAUCCGACGGGUGGGAACAGUAUUACAGCUCAUGCAUACCUUGAAAUAUUACUAUUGGGUUGUUAAUCCCAUAGACAGUAGUGGAAUCAACCCAAAGGGCUUAGAUGGUUCUCGGCCUUCACAGAAAGAAAUUAUCUCAUUAAGAGCAUUCAUGCUGCUAUUUCUGAAGCAACUCAUACUUAAGGAUCGAGGUGUGAAAGAAGAUGAGCUUCAGAGCAUAAUGAACUACUUGCUAACAAUGCACGAGGAUGAGAAUAUCCAUGAUGUGCUACAGUUGUUAGUGGCUCUUAUGUCCGAGCACCCAGCCUCAAUGAUACCUGCGUUUGAUCAGAGGAAUGGAAUACGGGUCAUCUAUAAAUUACUUGCUUCUAAAAGUGAAAGUAUCCGUGUGCAAGCAUUGAAGGUUCUGGGAUACUUUCUAAAACACUUAGGCCACAAACGGAAGGUGGAGAUCAUGCACACUCACAGUUUGUUCACGCUGCUCGGAGAGAGGCUGAUGCUCCAUGCGAAUACGUUAACAGUCACAACGUAUAACACGUUAUAUGAGAUUUUAACAGAGCAAGUUUGCACCCAGGUUGUGCAUAAGCCUCACCCAGAGCCAGAUUCAACUGUAAAAAUCCAGAAUCCAAUGAUUCUGAAGGUGGUAGCAACACUACUAAAAAAUUCCACCCCAAGCUCAGAGCUAAUGGAAGUAAGGCGCCUGUUCUUGUCAGACAUGAUAAAGCUAUUCAGCAACAGCCGAGAGAAUAGACGGUGCUUGCUUCAGUGCUCAGUGUGGCAGGACUGGAUGUUUUCCCUAGGUUACAUUAAUCCUAAGAAUUCGGAGGAACAGAAGAUUACAGAAAUGGUUUACAACAUUUUCAGGAUACUUCUGUAUCACGCCAUCAAAUAUGAAUGGGGAGGUUGGAGAGUCUGGGUAGAUACCCUCUCUAUAGCACAUUCAAAGGUGACUUAUGAAGCUCACAAAGAGUAUUUAGCAAAAAUGUAUGAAGAAUAUCAAAGACAAGAAGAAGAAAACAUCAAAAAAGGGAAGAAAGGAAAUGUCAGCACCAUAUCUGGCCUCUCAUCACAGGCAGUAGCUGCCAAAGGUGGACUAGAGCUUCGAGAGAUAGAAGACCUUUCACAGAGUCAAAGUCCUGAAAGCGAGACCGAUUACCCCGUUAAUACUGACACCAGGGAUUUACUAAUUGCAACAAAAAUUUCUGACAACUCUCUUGCAAGUUCUGACAGGCCGUCAGGUGGCGUUCGUGUGGAGGUUCAUGAUCUUUUAGUUGAUAUUAAGGCAGAAAAGGUGGAAGCCACUGAGGUAAAACUGGAUGACCUCGAUUUAUCUCCCGAAACUCUAGUUGGCAGAGAAAAUGGGGCUCUAGUAGAGGUAGAGUCACUCCUGGAUAAUGUUUAUUGUUCUGCAGUAGAAAAACUGCAAAAUAAUGUCCACGACAGUGUUGGUAUUAUAAAAGAAACUGAAGAGAAGGAUGGACCUUUGAUAACUUUAGCUGAUGAAAAAGAUCAACCUACCCCUAAUAAUACCUCAUUUCUUUUUGAUAAGAUGACAAAUUCUGAUGACAAACUCUUACCCGAACUGUCUAGUAGCAACCACAUUACCCUUGCGAAUGUUCAGGAUGCCCACGUGCACCUUGGCGUAAACGACGAUCUUGGUUUGUUGGCUCACAUGACCGGAAGUGUGGAUCUCACUUGUGCCCCAGGUGUAAUUGGGGACAAGGAUUUCAAGAUCCAUACGACAGCCGAUAGCUUGAGCAGCAUCUCUGAUAGGGAGCUGGCUGCUUCUUCUAAAGGUCUCGACUACCAUCAAAUGACUGCUACAACUCUAGAGCUUGAGACUACUGGAAGUAAAUCCAUAGUAAAUAUGGAUGCGAGUAGCACGUUGUCCGAUACAGAGAGGUCUGAUGAUGGCAGGGAACUGGGCAAAGAAAUCAAGAAAAUCCAGACAACUGCUACUACAACACAAGCUGUUCAAGGACGAGCAUUGAACCCACAUGAGCGAGACCUUCGGGUUGACCUGGGAUUCCGUGGCAUGCCAAUGACCGAGGAGCAGCGCCGCCAGUUCAGUCCUGGUCCACGUACGACAAUGUUUCGUAUUCCCGAGUUCAAGUGGUCUCCAAUGCACCAGCGGCUCCUCACAGACUUGCUCUUUGCCUUGGAAACAGAUGUUCAUGUUUGGAGAAGCCAUUCAACGAAAUCUGUCAUGGACUUUGUUAACAGCAACGAAAAUAUCAUUUUUGUUCACAACACAAUCCACCUAAUUUCCCAGAUGGUCGACAAUAUCAUUAUCGCAUGCGGAGGAAUAUUGCCUUUGUUGUCUGCCGCCACCUCUCCAACUGGUUCUAAGGUUAGUAUAACUGAUACUGAGCUGGAGAAUAUUGAAGUAACCCAAGGAAUGUCAUCGGAGACCGCAGUGACUUUCCUCAGUCGUCUCAUGGCCAUGGUGGAUGUACUUGUUUUUGCCAGCUCCCUAAAUUUCAGUGAAAUUGAAGCAGAGAAGAACAUGUCUUCUGGAGGCUUAAUGAGACAGUGCCUGAGGCUUGUUUGUUGUGUAGCUGUGAGAAACUGUUUGGAGUGUCGACAGCGGCAAAGAGAACGAGGGUCCAAACCUUCCCUGGGCAGCAGUAAAGUCCAGGACAGCCUCCAGAAUGUGCCUGCAAGCGCCUCAACUAAGACUCCAGUAGACAGUGUUCCAGGGAACCUUUCGCCAAUUAAAGACCCGGAUCGACUUCUUCAAGAUGUUGAUAUAAAUCGGCUGCGCGCCGUGGUCUUCCGGGAUGUUGAUGACAGCAAGCAGGCUCAGUUUUUAGCACUGGCUGUGGUUUACUUCAUCUCAGUUUUAAUGGUCUCUAAAUACCGUGAUAUAUUGGAGCCGCAGAGAGAAACUGCCAGAUCAGCCAACCAAGCUGCUAGAAACAUCAGGCAAGAAAUUAACUCGCCUACAAGUACAGAAACACCAGCUUUGUUUCCAGACCUCAAAGAGAAAGAAACCCCAACCCCCACUGAAGAGCUUCAUUUAGAAAGUUCCAUCCCUCACACAGAUUCCGGAAUUGGAGAAGAACACAUUAGCAGUAUAUUAAAUGGAACAGAUUUAGAUCCCAAUACAAGUCUCGAUGUCAUGGGAGAACUUUUGUCUACAUUGUCCUCCGAUGUGAAGAAAUCACAAGAAAGUUUAAUGGAAAGUCCCAGUGAGCUGCUGAAACCUGCGCCAUCAAUAUCCAGCAUCAGCCAAAGCAAAGGCAUCAAUGUUAAGGAGAUAUUAAAAAGUCUGGUUUCUGCUCCAUUUGAAAUUGCAGAGACUGGGCCAGACCCUGUUCCGUAUCCAGACCCUGCUCUAAAGAGAGAAGCCCAAGCCAUUCUUCCUAUGCAGUUUCAUUCAUUUGACAGAAGUGUUGUUGUACCUGUGAAAAAACCUCCCCCUGGCAGUUUAGCUGUGAAUACUGUUGGAGCUGCCAGUGGUGGUGGCAUUACCCCGAGCACUACCCCAAACAUAUUUGCUGCUACUGGAGCCACGCCCAAGAGUAUGAUCAAUACUACAGGUGCUGUGGAUUCUGCUUCCUCCUCAUCCUCUUCGUCUUCUGGCUUUGUGAAUGGUGCUACAAGUAAAAACCUUCCAGCUGUGCAGUCUGUGGCCCCAAUGCCAGAGGAUUCAGCUGAGAACACAAGUAUUACAGCUAAACUUGAAAGAGCAUUAGAGAAGGUGGCUCCUCUGUUGCGGGAAAUAUUUGUUGAUUUUGCCCCCUUUCUGUCCCGGACAUUACUUGGAAGCCAUGGACAAGAGCUUUUAAUUGAAGGACUGGUCUGCAUGAAGUCCAGCACCUCGGUGGUUGAGUUGGUCAUGUUGCUUUGCUCGCAGGAAUGGCAAAAUUCAAUUCAGAAGAAUGCAGGACUUGCUUUUAUCGAGCUUAUCAAUGAGGGCAGACUCCUGUGCCAUGCAAUGAAAGACCACAUAGUGCGGGUGGCAAAUGAGGCCGAAUUUAUUUUAAAUAGACAGAGAGCGGAAGAUGUACACAAACACGCGGAGUUUGAGUCCCAGUGUGCUCAGUAUGCUGCUGACCGUAGAGAAGAAGAGAAGAUGUGUGACCAUCUUAUCAGCGCUGCCAAACACAGAGAUCACGUGACAGCCAAUCAGCUAAAGCAGAAGAUCGUUAAUAUUCUCACCAACAAACAUGGAGCCUGGGGUGCCAUAUCUCAAAGCCAACUUCAUGACUUCUGGCGGCUGGAUUACUGGGAGGAUGACUUGCGCCGGAGAAGGCGUUUUGUUCGCAAUGCAUUUGGAUCUACGCAUUCCGAGGCUCAACUGAAAUCUGCUAUUGAAUAUGGCACAGAGGAAGAUGUGAUGAAGUCAAAGAAGACUUUCCGAAGUCAGCCUGCCGUUAAUCAGAAUGCAGAAACCGAGCUAAUGCUGGAAGGGGACGACGAUGCCGUUAGUCUGCUGCAAGAGAAAGAAAUAGACAACCUGGCAGGUCCUGUAGUGCUCAGCACCCCUGCCCAGCUCAUUGCACCCGUUGUAGUUGCCAAGGGCACCCUCUCCAUUACCACCACCGAGAUCUACUUUGAAGUGGACGAGGAAGACCCGACCUUCAAAAAGAUCGACCCAAAGAUCCUUGGUUACACAGAAGGUCUACAUGGAAAAUGGAUGUUCAGCGAAAUUCGAGCUGUGUUCUCCAGGCGUUAUCUCCUGCAAAAUACUGCACUGGAGGUGUUUAUGGCAAACCGCACUUCGGUUAUGUUCAAUUUUCCGGAUCAGGCCACAGUUAAAAAAGUUGUGUACAGCCUACCUCGUGUUGGCGUGGGUACCAGUUAUGGUUUACCGCAAGCCAGGAGAAUAUCUCUGGCCACUCCCAGGCAGCUAUUUAAAUCCUCCAACAUGACUCAACGCUGGCAGCGCCGGGAGAUCUCAAACUUUGAAUACUUGAUGUUCCUUAAUACCAUAGCAGGACGAACGUACAAUGAUUUGAAUCAGUAUCCUGUAUUUCCGUGGGUGUUGACAAAUUAUGAAUCCGAGGAGCUAGAUCUAACUCUUCCAGGCAACUUCAGGGAUCUUUCGAAGCCUAUCGGUGCUUUGAAUCCAAAGAGAGCAGUGUUUUAUGCAGAGCGCUAUGAAACCUGGGAGGAUGAGCAGACCCCGCCCUAUCACUACAACACCCAUUACUCCACCUCCCUGUUUACAUUAUGUUGGCUUGUGCGAAUUGAACCUUUUACUACGUUUUUCCUCAAUGCCAACGACAGCAAAUUUGACCAUUCAGAUAGGACAUUUUCCUCAGUUGCAAGAUCCUGGAGAAACAGCCAAAGAGACACAUCAGAUGUAAAGGAGUUAAUUCCAGAGUUCUACUACCUGCCAGAGAUGUUUGUCAACAGCAACGGGUAUAAUUUUGGCAUUAGAGAUGACAGUGUGGUAGUGAAUAAUGUUGACCUUCCACCAUGGGCCAAGAACCCAGAAGACUUUGUUCGGAUCAACAGAAUGGCUCUUGAAAGUGAAUUUGUAUCUUGUCAACUGCAUCAGUGGAUUGAUCUCGUCUUUGGCUACAAGCAGCGAGGCCCAGAAGCAGUGCGAGCACUAAAUGUCUUUCACUAUCUUACGUAUGAAGGCUCUGUAAAUUUGGACAGUGUCACUGAUCCUGUGCUACGAGAGGCCAUGGAGGCACAGAUACACAAUUUUGGACAGACGCCAUCUCAGUUGCUUAUCGAGCCACAUCCACCUCGAAGCUCAGCGAUGCACCUGUGUUUCCUACCACAGAGUCCUCUUAUGUUUAAAGAUCAGAUGCAGCAAGAUGUCAUAAUGGUGCUGAAAUUUCCAUCCAACUCUCCAGUCACUCAUGUUGCCGCCAACACCCUUCCCCACCUUACUAUCCCCGCAGCAGUUACAGUCACCUGCAGCAGACUAUUCGCAGUAAAUAGGUGGCACAAUACUGUUGGCUUGAGAGGUGCACCAGGCUACUCAUUGGAUCAAGCCCAUCAUCUGCCCAUUGAAAUGGAUUCAUUGAUUGCCAACAACUCUGGAGCGAGCAAGCGCCAAAUUACGGACCUUGUGGAUCAGAGCAUACAAAUUAAUGCACAUUGCUUUGUGGUCACUGCUGAUAAUCGUUACAUUCUUGUCUGUGGCUUCUGGGACAAAAGUUUCCGGGUAUACUCAACUGAGACAGGAAAAUUAACACAGAUUGUGUUUGGACAUUGGGAUGUUGUUACUUGCCUGGCAAGAUCAGAGUCUUAUAUCGGGGGUGACUGCUAUAUUGUUUCGGGGUCACGGGAUGCUACACUCCUUCUCUGGUACUGGAGUGGAAGGCAUCAUAUCAUCGGAGACAACCCAAAUAACAGUGAUUACCCCGCUCCAAGAGCCGUCCUCACUGGCCAUGAUCAUGAGGUUGUCUGUGUGUCUGUGUGUGCCGAACUGGGCCUUGUUAUCAGUGGAGCUAAAGAAGGUCCGUGUUUAGUUCAUACCAUCACUGGAGAUCUGCUAAGAGCCCUGGAGGGACCAGACCACUGCCUUUAUCCUAGAUUAAUUUCGGUUUCCAGUGAGGGCCACUGUAUUAUAUAUUAUGAACGGGGCAGGUUUUGCAAUUUCAGCAUUAAUGGAAAACUUCUGGGCCAGAUGGAGAGCAAUGAUUCCACUCGGGCCAUACUUCUGAGCAGUGAUGGGCAGAAUCUUGUGACUGGUGGAGAUAACGGUAUAGUGGAGGUUUGGCAAGCUUGUGAUUUUAAGCAGCUUUACAUUUACCCUGGCUGUGAUGCUGGAAUAAGAGCCAUGGACCUAUCACACGAUCAGAGGACUCUGAUUACUGGAAUGGCUUCUGGUAGCAUUGUAGCUUUUAAUAUAGAUUUUAACCGGUGGCAUUAUGAACACCAGAACAGAUACUGAAGCUGGCUGAAGAUGGGAAAGCCAAGUAUGGGCCCAGAGCUCAAGUGCUGCAGUGAGAAGGUGUUGUCAUCUCUGGUAGAAGAACCAAGCCUGCAUUGACCUCCGUUGUACAUUCCAUUACACCCAGCAAUAGCUGUACAUUGUAGUCAGCAACCAUUUUUUCUUGUGUGUUUUUUCCACAACUGAACACCAGCUGCUAACAGGCGAGCUUGUCUCAUGUAAAAUAUGACGAUUAGGAGAUGUUUUGGUAACUAUAUCAAACUUUAUUUAUCUAAAAAACCAAAAUGGUGAUAGGAUGUAUUACAAAGAGACUUUCGGUAACUAUGAAGAACCUUGCGUUCAGCUGUAACGGUGUUUAGUCCACAAAUCACACAUCCCGUUUCCAGCCUCUUUUCAAGCUGUGAAAGAAAAAAAAAAUAUAUGUUUGAUACUUUUUACAUCAGAUGCAAGACAGGGAUACUUUUGUAAAAGUAAAACCUUGUAUAAAGAACAAACAGAUGAAAAAAAAAAUUUCUUAAUUUUAUCAUGGAGCUACAAUGUGCUUAUACUUUAAGCCUUGACGUCUUGAUGGAACAGGUGUUUGAAAGAAAUAUAAUUUAAAACAAAUUGCAGCUCAUUGCAAAUGAUGGAAUGCGGGGUUAACCAUUAAACCUAACGUUUGCAGCAAAAUGUGCAUUGCACUUUGUUAUUGUCCCUUCGAAGAAAAGUCUUUUCAGUCUAGGGAUAUAAAGCCAUGGUUUGCCAUUAUUCUUUCACGAGAGAUAUAGAUUUGCUGUUUCUCUUCACUAGUUUAUUUAUCAUAACAAAGGAGAACAGAUGCGAAAAAGCCCUGGCAGUAGAAACAAAUGUCAAGGUGCCGAAUGACUGCACGCUGGGGAGAACGUAGCAUAGCCCCGUCCUACCUUGAGCAGGUAAUUAGGGUUAUGAGUUGGGCUCAUUUCUGUGCUUUCUUUCUUGAUAAAAAUGCUUUGUUCCUUAGAACUUGGGUUUUGGUGUAACAGGAUUAGUGUUAACCUGUGCAGCUGUGUAAAGCCGCAUUCCCAGCCUAAGUCGGAGACGUUGCUUUACAAUUUACUGUACUGCAGUGAUGACUGUCUGAAUCAUUCCCUGCACAAUGUACCGGUAAAGGAAAAAAAAAGACACACCCAGGGGUAAAUACACGUUUCUUCUUUGUAUAUUUGGUGACUGUAUUGUCAUAGAUGUACAUAUUGUGUCGGUAGGGCUAUAAGGCAUGUAUCAGGAAUGUAAUUUUCUCCAAAUUUACACUCUCACUUGCAGUCAUUUAUUUAAAAACGAAAGAAAAAAAAAAAAAGUCAAAUGAAAUAAUGAAUUCUUGUAUUGGCACUUUGCACCAGAAACAUAUCAUUAUUUAUUGAUGUGAUUAUUUGUUCUUCACCUUGUAUUAGUAAGUUUUACCACUGAGUUUCUUCUACAUUGCUGUUUGUAUUUAAAAGAAAAAAAUAAUCCAAAAAAAAAAAAAAAAGAUUCGAAAAAAAUUAAAAAACGAUUUUGAGGAAUCAACGUAAAUAUUAAGUUAUCACCAGUCUGUUAAGCAAUAUCUUUGAGUUGUAGCUUAGAAUAGGAGGAUAUUGAACACCUGGAGGACUAGUUCAUUUCAUCUUGAAAUCAUGGUGAGAUAUUUUGGAUAUAUCAAUUCCUUAAGCUAUUGUAACCAUGUUUUAUUGCAGAGAUGUAAAAUAUGCCAGAUGUGUUCAGUUGGAAAUAAAAAAAAAACAUAAAAUAAAAUAUGCAAAUAAUUCAUU